AUGAACGAGCGUGAAAUGGAUGCUCGGUCGUCCGAGCCCCCUUCGGUGUCCGGUCCACCGACAACACCGGGUCAAACUCAGACUCCGCGACGACAGUUGAAGAGGAACUCAGCAGCCUGCGAGCGCUGUCGAAAACGGAAGCAAAAGUGUGACGGGAAAUUACCGUCAUGCGGGCCCUGUCUCCUUGUCCGAGCAAGAUGUGUCCCAUCCGAGAGACUACUCAUUCGGGUAGACCCCAACUGUCAAUGCGAGACUCUGAAGGAGCGUGUCAGUGAUCUUGAAAGUCAACUCGAGGCCUUGCGUAUAGAGAGACGUAGAGAUGUUGCUUCACCUGGUCCUUCUCAUCACUUCUACCGAGAACCAGAGUAUACUACAACCGAACGCGUCGCGUACCAUGGACGCAUACUCCUACCCACGUUUACCGAGUCUGAUGGUGGAUCUAGCCUGAGGCCUCCCUUGCGAGGAAGCCUAUGGAAGCUUUGGGCAGUCGAUACAGAUAGUCAAGGAUCCCUAAGACCAGCCACCAACGCUACUGGCCUUCCAUUGGCAUCCAACUCUGAGGCCUUAGUUGAGGUUUUCUUCAAGAAUCGAUGGCCUCAACUGCCAUUUUUCCAUAAGCCAACAUUCAUUCACGAUGAUUUUCUACCUCUCAGAAGAGGCGAGUCAGCCCAUCCAUUAUCAUCAUUCAGAGUCAAUAUGGUUCUCGCCAUAGCAAGUGCCGAAACAAAUUCUAAGGACUCGUCUCAACAGCAGCACACUCAUAAGGCCUUCUUCCAAGCAGCUAUCAAAGACCUUAGUACUGUCUUGAUGGCUGACGACUUGGAUUGCAUUCAAUGCCUUCUUCUCUUAUGCCUCUAUGGAACCAAUGAGCCUCAGUCAGUUAAUAUCUGGUAUACUCUCGGUCUGGCGCUACGCAUCGGCCUGGGUAUGGACCUUCACCGGGAAGAAACCUGGAGUGCCGGCCAAACUCUGCUGUCUCGAGAGUUGGCUCGGCGAAUCUUCUGGUGUACUUACGCCCUAGAUCGCAGUAUCUCCAUAGCAAUGGGCAGGCCUCUUGGCAUAAACGAUUCCGAUAUUACAGUACCCUUACCGCAGCAGUUAACAGAUGAACAGCUCUGUUCUACAGAAGCAGUGCCGAAUCUCACUCCAAGCCCCAAAGAUAUGUCGACUUUUCUACAUGUCAUUAAACUGCGCCAGAUCAACAGUUCCAUCUACACGUCCUUACAUGCCGCCUCCGCGAGUGCCCACGACGACUGCGGCAGUCUAGAUGCUCUACGCGAAGCCCACUAUACUGAUCUCAACACAUGGCUCGUUACAGCACCUCGCUAUGGACCAGCAAGUGGUGUGGCCAUGUUGCAAACAGCAGAAUGGUUCCAGAUAGCUUAUCACUAUGCUGUCCUUUCUCUACAUCGUCCAUCAAGGGCGUUUUCCGUUAGCAACAUCUCCUCACUUAGACUUUGUGCAGACUCUGCCAUAAGUCUAAUAACGUGCUACAACACGUUGUAUGCCAAAAACCGAAUUACCUACACAUUCGUAGCACUAAAUUCGUUAUUCAUGGCGGGCGUCACGAUGCUGUAUGCGUUGAGGUCCAGUCCGGUGAUUCGUAACGAGCUGAGUAAAGGCAUAGCAAAAGCCAACAUUGACAUGUGCCAGAGACUUUUGCAGGGUGUAUCUGACGGACGCUCUGUUGGCGAAAGAUGUGCCGUGGUUGUGGGUAGGCUCGGACAGGCCACAAUGGGCGUGUUUGAUCGGGGACAGUCACUUGAUGACGAUAUAGACACCGAGUUUAUGUCGUGGUUCGGGCUCAAGUUGAAAAAGGAUCAAAACGCUGAGAUGGGGAAACAGGUUACCCCAAGUGUUGACAUCCCUUGGAAUGACUUGUUUAUUGAUGGGUUUGAUUGGUUUGAUGCAGGGAACUAUAACCAUCUUGAUCUUACAACUUGA
Messenger RNA from Fusarium venenatum, 1944 nucleotides. Its product is annotated as fungal-specific transcription factor domain-containing protein. Gene Ontology annotation, biological process: positive regulation of transcription by RNA polymerase II; DNA-templated transcription. The record is from RefSeq and is a predicted model, not a curated record. Lineage: Eukaryota; Fungi; Ascomycota; Sordariomycetes; Hypocreales; Nectriaceae. Gene Ontology annotation, molecular function: DNA-binding transcription factor activity, RNA polymerase II-specific; sequence-specific DNA binding; zinc ion binding.